UAAACUUGGCGUGAGUACUUUUACUGGGAAAAUUCAUCACAUCACACAUUUGUGUGUAUUACUACGUGAACGAUCGUGUCUGUGAUACAUCAGUGUUAAAAACCGUAAAAUAUGAUAGGAGAAGGGUACAAGAAAAUGCCGUCAAGUGUAUCUAGCGUACCUUUAAUAAGGCCGUCAGUGUUUAGACAAGUCACAGAUUUUGCAAAUGUUUUUAAAGCAUUUAUUGGAACCAACUGGAUUGGUCUGCCAUUUGCUUUUAAACAAAGUGGAAUUGUGCUUGGAUGUGUGGGAAUCGUUAUCAUUGCACUCAUCACAGAUCACUGUUGCCAGUUGAUCAUCAAGUGUAAGAAAGCCGCCGUCCAAAUUGUUCUAGACUCAGCCCCAAAGUCAGAUGAUAUUGAAUCCCUGGAUACAGACAUGACUGACAUGCGAAACACUGUAGAGAAAAGGAUGUUUUUUGGAGAAAUUGGUAGAAUUGCUUUGGGCAAGAAGGGAGUGUUCCUUGUAAAUGCAGCACUUCUUACCACACAGUAUGGCUUCUGCAUUGGUUAUUUCAUUUUUUUGGGCAACACCAUUACAUCAAUGUUUCCUCCACCACAUAAUUCUUCCAAUGACACAAAUACUACAGCAAAGUCACAUGGGAAUUACCAUCCUCCUGCAUUUGCUCUGCUCAUUCUUGUGCCACUGAUCCCAUUGAUACUGUUUUCAUACAUUAGAAGUAUUCGUAAACUGGGUCCAGUAAGUUUUGCAGCUAAUGUGGCUCUCCUGGUGGCUUUUGUUUCAGUAGUGGGAUAUAUGUUAAGUGGUUUAAAAUUCAAACUAAAGGAAAUCAGGCUGUCAAACUGGGCUACAUUUCCAGUUUUUUUUGGCCAAGUGACCAGUGCUUAUGAAGGAAUUGGAACUUUGAUUCCCAUUGAAACCAGCAUGGCAGAGAACCGACACAGAUUCCCCUUGUAUUUACACUUUGCUGUUGGAUCCCUUUCAGUAAUUCUUGGUUGUUUUGGUAUUCUUGGAUACACAGUGUAUGGGGAAGAAGUAAAUCAGAUUGUUACAGAAAGCUUUCCUUCAGGAGCAUUGAUUCAAGUGGUUCGAUGUUUGCUGUGCUUUGCUAUACUCCUGACGUAUCCUCUCCAGGUCUUUCCAGUUAUAGAGAUCAUUGAGGGUUGGCUGUUUAAAUCUGACAAUAACACUGCAGUGGAGACCAGCACCAGCACUAACAGUGAAUCAUCUGAUGUAUCUGUAGGAAUACAGGCCAGUGAAAGUUCUUGGUUACUUGCACCAGAAAUACCAAAACAGAAAAGCUUGGCAAGGAAGUGGAAGAAAAAUCUGCUGCGAACCUUUAUAGUUUUGACAACUGCUGGCAUUGCUAUAGCACUGAAAGAUGAUUUUGCAUAUGUUAGUGCUAUUGUUGGUUCCAUUGGAAGUGCUACCCUGGGCUUCAUUUUACCUUGUAUUUUCCACUUGGUACUUUGUAAAGACUCGAAUACAAUGCUAAUCAAAGUCAAAGAUUGUUUAUUUAUAGCCUUUGGUAUCAUCGGAGGGGUUGUAGGUGUAACAAUAACGAUAGAACAGAUUGUUCAACAAUUUACUAAAAGUUAAUAACAAUUGUUUACAAUUGAGAAUGUUUUAACCCUUUAAGUCCUACUAGUAACCAAGACAGAAAUUCUCCUUAGGCUAUCAGUUCAAUAUCAAGCAGACAAGUAAUGAGAAUAAUGAAAAAUAUCAAUUUGGGGAUGAUUAGUUGAUCCAAUUCUACAUUCUCUGAACUAACAUUAUAAGAAUUGUAUGGUUGACAGUAUAGAGAAUUACAAAUUUGAUCUGGGAGUUAAAGGGUUAAACUACCUAUAAAGAGUAGCUUUAUGUUUUUUCAUAAUUUAUUUUAUUAUUUUAAUCUGAAAUAUUAGGCUUCAAAUUUUCAUAGUUAUGCUGCUUUGCAGCUAUGUUCAACUAUUUCCAGGAGGAAUUUUUUUAUGGGAAACAUUUGUUCCAAUUCAUUUUAUACAUACUGAAAGGAAACCCAGUGGGUAAGGAAUCGUAAAAAAUAUAAUUGUAGAAAUUAAUGAUUGAUUUUUGACAUUCACAACCAAGCAUAUACAAGUAGAAGAUAUGCCUGAGUAAUGUUUCCUUCUCAAUCAUCAAGUGUUGAUGCAGGCAAAAAAUGAUUCUUUAAAAACUAUUUUAAAAAUUCCAAUGGAGAAAACUGUUGAAACAAAAGUUAGCAAAAUAAGUUUAAAAAGUGCAAUUUAAAAUUAUGGAAAUUGCCAUAAAUAUUGUUUUGUUUUCAUUUGUGCUAACUUUGGGUGGUAGAGAACAAAAAUGAUGAUGUGGAGAGUGGAGACAAAAAAGUGAACUUGGAUAAGGGCUUGCUUUCACCAGAGGUGUUUGUUUUAAAACUUCCAAUGGAGAAAACUGUUUAAAGAAAAAUGAGCAAGAUAAGUUUAAAAACACACAAAAAAAUAGAAAUUUCCAUAAAUAUU
Molecule: messenger RNA, 2477 nt
Organism: Pocillopora verrucosa
Lineage: Eukaryota; Metazoa; Cnidaria; Anthozoa; Scleractinia; Pocilloporidae
Biological process (GO): amino acid transmembrane transport
Cellular component (GO): vacuolar membrane
Molecular function (GO): L-amino acid transmembrane transporter activity
Source: RefSeq, a predicted model, not a curated record